Messenger RNA from Eucalyptus grandis, 1724 nucleotides. RefSeq names its product beta-glucosidase 13. Bases 8 to 1561 code for a protein of 517 amino acids. Gene Ontology annotation, molecular function: beta-glucosidase activity. The record is from RefSeq and is a predicted model, not a curated record. Lineage: Eukaryota; Viridiplantae; Streptophyta; Magnoliopsida; Myrtales; Myrtaceae. Gene Ontology annotation, biological process: carbohydrate metabolic process. The transcript has 13 exons.
GUCAGUCAUGACUUUUCGUGUUCAUGAACUGGUGCUCGUAUGCAUUCUAGUCCUCGUGAGCUCAGCGAGUCUUUGCAAGGCUGAGUAUGGUUCCUUUAAGCCAUCCGAUUAUGACACCAUCUUGCUCAACCGAAGCAGCUUCCCAGCUGGCUUCCUCUUCGGAACCGCGUCUGCCGCAUAUCAGUAUGAAGGAGCAGCUAAUGAAGAUGGCAGAGGGCCAAGCAUCUGGGAUUAUUUCACUCACAAGUAUCCAGGCAAAAUAGCCGAUGGUAGCAACGGGGAUGUGGCUAUUGAUUCGUACCACCGGUACAAGGAAGAUGUGGGGAUAAUGAAAGAAAUGGGCUUAGAUGCCUACAGAUUCUCAAUCUCGUGGUCUCGAAUUUUACCAAAGGGAAAGCUAGAGGGAGGCAUCAACAAGGAAGGAGUGCAGUACUACAACAACCUCAUCAAUGAGCUCCUUGCCCACGGCAUUCAACCUUUUGUGACACUAUUUCACUGGGACCUUCCCCAAGCCCUAGAUGAGGAGUACGGUGGUUUCUUGAGUUCCCAUGUUGUGGAUGAUUUUCGGGACUAUGUGGAGGUGUGCUUCAAGGAAUUUGGGGAUAGAGUCAAACAUUGGAUAACUCUAAACGAGCCAUGGUCAUAUGCUGUUAGUGGGUAUGCCAACGGACAGUUGGCACCGGGUCGAUGCUCCGACUGGCAGAUGCUCAACUGCACAGGCGGCGAUUCAGGCACCGAGCCGUACAUCGUCACACACAACCAGCUUCUUGCUCAUGCCACUGCUGUUAAAUUAUACAGAGACAAGUACAAGGCAUCUCAGAAAGGAGUAAUAGGAAUAACAUUGGUUUCUCAUUGGAUGGUGCCUUACUCGGAUGCAGAGCAUAAUCAAAAUUCAGCGAUAAGAGCCCUUGACUGGAUGUUGGGAUGGUUCUUGGACCCGAUAACGUAUGGUACCUAUCCCCGUAGCAUGCGCUCACUCGUUGGGAAAAGGCUUCCCAAGUUCACGAAGGAGCAAUCACUGUUGGUGAAAGGAUCGUUUGAUUUUCUCGGGUUGAACUACUACACUGCGAACUACGCAAGAUACAUGCAUUACUCGAAUGCUUUAAAUUCAAGCUACCUAACCGACGCUCGCACCAACCUCUCAACUGAACGCAACGGGAUUCCAAUUGGUCCAGAGGCUGCUUCAAGUUGGCUAUUUGUUUAUCCCAGUGGAAUACAAAGUCUUUUGUUGUACGUAAAGACUAAGUACCAAAAUCCACUUAUUUACAUAACUGAGAAUGGAAUCGAUGAGUUCAAUAACUCUACAUUACCACUGGAGCAACAAUUGGCUGACUAUAUGAGGAUCGAUUAUUAUUAUCGCCAUUUAUCGUACCUUCAUAAAGCGAUCAAGGACGGUGUCAACGUGAAGGGCUAUUUUGCAUGGUCGUUGCUAGACAAUUUUGAAUGGUCCUCGGGAUACACUGUCCGAUUUGGGAUCAACUAUGUCGACUACAAGAACGGCUUGAAGAGAUACCCGAAGCAGUCGGCGCUUUGGUUCAAGAGCUUUCUGGACAAGUUCUAAUUCGAUAAUACAUCGUACACAUAUGACAUAUGUUGCGAUGAUCUCAAUAAAUAAGGAUGUGAUCGCUUCUUGUGUAGUAAAUAAUUCUGAACAAGCCAUUACUUAUGUUGGUGAGUUUCGUCAGAAUAAAUUAUGCCAAUGUAUUCGCUAUUUCAGAGGAUUU